GGAGCCGAAGGCGCAGGGAUGGUAAGAUGACCGAGGGACGAGGGAGGGCUUGCGAGGGCAAGGGACGCAGCCCGCACAGCACCGGACCGGAGGGAGGAGCGUAUCACCGUACGGGAGUCUGUGCAGACGGAGUCGACAUCACGAGGGAGCAAGUGGAUUUGCGGGAGCAUGGCACCAGAGUGCAUCACGAAGUGCAGCCGGAGUGGAACGAGGCGGAUUGUCGUAGUUGUAGCUGUGCCAACACAAGCGAGCGGGCGAGCGGCUCAUUUCCGCCGGAGGGGAUUGUCGGGACAACAGCGCGACUGUUUGGGCGCUGGUGCCAACCACGUGAUUGCGUGUGCCUAAAGGUGGGGUUGCCGUCUUUCGUGAAGGUUCGCAGGUGCAUUUUUUCCUUCGCGACUCUUCCUCUCUUCUUUCUUGCCGGACGACGGAGGAGUCUUUUGGACCUUGUCACCAUGGCGUUGCCGCAGCAGCCCGAUUUUGCAGCCGUCGAGCGCCAUUUUGUCGAACUGGGAACUGAGUUCCGCCGAUGCGCUCAUCUGCCGGCCGUGGACCAUGGCGCGCGUCUCCUCGAGCUUUUGCAGGAGGUUCGUGCCGGCGUUGUUGCUUUGCGGCAGGAAAUGGGUGAGGGAGAACAACUCGUUGGCGCGGACGAUCAACGCGACAGUCACUCGGGAUAACGAUCCGUUGGAGCCUUUGCGGUCCGUCGUCACAGGCAAUGAAAUCCCCAGCUUCCCGGCUACUGUCUCGGCAAUUGCUACGAUGCUCAGCCGAGACGUGGAUCAGGUACUCAGAGAGUUGGGCAAGUCGACGGCCGGUUCGAUUGCGGAUAGGAGGACGCGCUUGAAGUUGGCCAUUGGUGUAGUUGUCCAGCGGGUCGCUUGAUCGGUCUUGUUUCACUUACGUUUUGUUUUCUCUCUUGCUUUUUUUGCGCUUAGUUCUUCCUUGCUUGUCGGCGGCCGUAUAGAUAUAGUAUUCUCCGGUUGGAUUCUCUUUGGCUGUGUUCUUAGUCUCCGCAAUGGACUUGAUCUACUCUUCGUUUCUCCCUCGAAUGCUAUUCCAGUCCGAAAGGGGGGUGUAGGGGCGUAGCCAAGUAGGCCCAGUGGCUUAGGGCUAGCCUAGGCCCAGCUCCUAAGCAAGAUCUAGCCUUACGGCUAGCCUAUACUCUAGAAGCUAGCCUAACUAUAGAAGCUAGUUAACUACCCCCCUUGCAAGCCUAUAGGCCUAGGC
Molecule: messenger RNA, 1230 nt
Organism: Thermothielavioides terrestris NRRL 8126
Lineage: Eukaryota; Fungi; Ascomycota; Sordariomycetes; Sordariales; Chaetomiaceae
Exons: 3
Coding region: 556-885 (109 amino acids)
Source: RefSeq, a predicted model, not a curated record